Messenger RNA from Gadus macrocephalus (Pacific cod), 3102 nucleotides. Its product is annotated as gamma-aminobutyric acid receptor subunit rho-1-like. Gene Ontology annotation, cellular component: neuron projection; GABA-A receptor complex; membrane. Gene Ontology annotation, biological process: chemical synaptic transmission; monoatomic ion transmembrane transport; regulation of membrane potential. The transcript is spliced from 11 exons. The record is from RefSeq and is a predicted model, not a curated record. Gene Ontology annotation, molecular function: extracellular ligand-gated monoatomic ion channel activity; GABA-A receptor activity; neurotransmitter receptor activity. NCBI's taxonomy places the organism in Eukaryota, Metazoa, Chordata, Actinopteri, Gadiformes, Gadidae. Bases 239 to 1693 code for a protein of 484 amino acids.
GGCGCCAUCUGACCGGAGGACUUAAAGGUUUAGGCGGGAUUGCUUCCCGCGUGAGAUUAAAGGCGCCAACAUGGGGCAUACGUCCCGCCGCGCGCAGUGUCCGCCCGGCAGCCAAGGCGGGAAUAUGUAUCUUCUCUUCCCGCGCAAACCGACUGUGGAGAAGAGGAGCGCGAGGAGCGCCGUUUGAAGACUUCUGCUUGGAGAUCCUCCGUUUGUCGCGCGCUGACUCCUGGACACGAUGCGCACGCAUGUCCUGCUGCUGCUCGCGCUGCUGGCGGGCGCUGUCAGAGGCGCGCGGGAGAAAUCGCAACUCGAGACGGCUGACCGACUCAGGACGAAGAGGGAGAUUCCUACGGGCGUCGCGCUCCGGAACACUGGGAGCUCCAUCUACAAGAGGAGCCAGGACGCCACCAAAGUGUCCAUCACCAAGUCGGACCAGCUGCUGAGUAUUGGCGACCAUGACUUCACCAUGCGGCCCAACUUCGGAGGGCCGGCCGUCCCGGUGGGGGUGGACGUCCAGGUGGAGAGUCUGGACACCAUUUCAGAGGUGGACAUGGACUUCACCAUGACUCUAUACCUGCGGCACUACUGGAAGGACAGACGUCUGUCCUUCCACAGCUCCACCAACCAGAGCAUGACCUUCGACGGGCGGCUGGUGAAGAAGAUCUGGGUUCCCGACCUGUUCUUCGUCCACUCCAAGCGCUCCUUCACCCACGACACCACCACAGACAACGUCAUGCUGAGGGUGUUCCCCGACGGAAAGGUCCUCUACAGCCUCAGGGUGACCGUGACCUCCAUGUGCAGUAUGGACCUGAGCUGCUUCCCCCUCGACACGCAGACCUGCUCCCUGGAGAUCGAGAGCUACGCCUACACGGACGAUGACCUCAUGCUGUACUGGAAGGAGGGCAACGAGUCGCUGAACACCGACGACCGCAUCUCCCUCUCCCAGUUCCUCAUCCAGGAGUUCAGGACCUCCUCCAAGCUGGCCUUCUACAGCAGCACAGGCUGGUACAACCGCCUCUACAUCAACUUCACCCUGCGGCGCCACAUCUUCUUCUUCCUGCUGCAGACCUACUUCCCCGCCACCCUGAUGGUGAUGCUCUCCUGGGUGUCCUUCUGGAUCGACCGCCGCGCCGUGCCCGCCCGUGUGCCGCUAGGUAUCACCACGGUGCUCACCAUGUCCACCAUCAUCACGGGGGUCAACGCCUCCAUGCCGCGGGUCUCCUACAUCAAGGCGGUGGACAUCUACCUCUGGGUCAGCUUCGUCUUCGUCUUCCUCUCGGUCAUCGAGUACGCCGCCGUCAACUACCUGUCGACGCGGCAAGAGAGGAGGGAGCGGCGGGUCCGGGAGCAGGACGCCAGGGAGCGGGAGCUCAGAGAGCAGCUGCCCUGUACCUGCGAGGCGCCGCGGCCCGGGGGUCCUACAGGGGGCUACGGCGAGGUGGCCGGACGCUUCGGGCUGAUGGCGUCGCUGGGGAACGGCGUGAAGCAGCGGGAGACGGUGCUGCUGCAGCUCGCCAUGGAGCGCGACCAGCUGGGCGGUCAGGUGACCGACCAGGUGACCGGUCACGUGACCUCCGGCGGCUACGAGAGCACCUGGGUCGACACGCACAUCAUUGACUCGUACGCCCGGGUGCUGUUUCCCGGCUCCUACGUGCUCUUCAACAUCAUCUACUGGUCAAUCUACUCCUAACCCCACCUACUGCUAACCCCACCUACAGCUAACCCCACCUACUGCUCACCAGGACUGCUGAGACCUUCUCCACAGGAGCAGGUAGGGGUUAGACAGUACAGAGACAGGUCAUUAGGAGCAGGUAGGGGUUAGACAGUACAGAGACAGGUCAUUAAGGAGCAGCUAGAGGUUAAGACAGUACAGAGACAGGUCAUUAAGGAGCAGCUAGGGGUUAGACAGUACAGAGACAGGUCAUUAAGGAGCAGGUAGGGGUUAGACAGUACAGAGACAGGUCGUUAAGGAGCAGCUGGGGGUCAGGGGUCAUCUUGCUCUAGGAUGUCUACAGGAAGGCUGUGGAGAUUGAUGGAUCGAACCAGAGACCUUUGGGCCGGGACAAGCCCUGCUGCUGCUGCUGCUGCUGCUGCUGCUUCAGUAAACCGUGUUCUGAACUGAAACACGUUGGACCUGCUCUGGACUCAGACUGAUGAGACAGACCAGCGUCAGGAGACGAAGAACAAGCCAGGAGAUGAAGACCCAGUCAGCACUGAGGAGUCUCCUCGAACGAGGCCGUCUGGCUCAACCGAUUCUGCAGAAUCACAAACAUUCACCCGAGGUUGAGAAGUUGUAAAAGGGGAGAAAGUGGGCCAAUGCAACGGCUAGGAAGGAUGAAAGACCUGACGUUUAGGGCAGGAGGGUGGAGAGGUGGGGUGGGGUGGAAAGAAGGGUUGGAGGAGGGGUGGGUGACAACAUUUAAUAAUUAUUUAAAUCUUAACAUUGGUGUUGACUUUUUUUCUUUCAUCUUUCAAAUUGAAUAAAAAAUGUAGUCAAUGUCAGACAUCUUUUAAUUCAAUUAAAUGAAAAGCCUCCUAUACCGGUGUCAGAGACAGAUUAUGAUUAUUUAUUUUUUUUGAUGCAAACUAUAAUUACGUUUUGGUACAGCACCUCUUCAUUCUAUACAAGGAUGAGCGAAUUUUCUCGUUUUUAAAUGAAAACAACCUACCUAUCAUUCGCUGCCUCUGGAAAAAAUAAAAUAAAAAAAUAAAAUAAAUUCCCUACCUACCCAUGACCUCAACUGACAACCAACAGGAACCAAACUUUUUUUUUUUUUGGCCUUAUCUUCCAUUUCCUUCUGGGUCUUUGCGAAGACGUUUCCUUCUUGUGUUUUGUGCCGGAUUUAGAAAUCAAGAGUUCCAUGACAAUCACAUCAAGUGGCACCUGGGAGAUUUCCAUGUUGAUUCAUGUGUGUUUAGUCAUCUAAAUAAUUAAUAAUUAAUCUGUGAGAAGUACGCUCCAUGCAGCCUACUGACUUUCCAUCCACAAGAAAUAAAAGGUCAAUAAAUGUUGAAUUAUGAAACUAAAGUCCCCUGAAAUAAAUAUAGGUCAUCCUUUGAAGAACAUCCUGUUUUGAAUAAAAAUCGAUCUAUUAUUUA